AUGGGAUCAAAAAAAGAUAAUUGUAUAGAUGAUAUUGAUAACCCUCAUGUAGCAGAGAUAAAAUAUGAAUAUCUAGAUCAUACAGCUGACAUUCAACUUCAUGGUUGGGGUAGUAAUAUUGAGGAAGCUUUUGAACAGACAAUAAUGUCAAUGUUUGCUUACAUGUCGGGUGACAUAUCUGAAAUUGAAAAUUGUUAUACUUUUGAUGUUACUGCUACGGGACAUGAUAUGAAAACGUUACUAUUUAAUUUAUUAAAUAAUUUUUUGUAUAAUUUUACUACCGAACCAUAUUUUAUACCAAAAAUUGUUAAAGUUCUUGAAUUUGAUAGAAAUGAAUUUAAAAUUGUUGUUAGAGGAUAUGGUGAAUCAUUUGACACUUCAUGUCAUUCAAAAGGAGCUGAAGUUAAAGCAAUAACAUUUUCUAAUAUGCAAAUUCAUGAAUCUUCUGAUAAAGCUGAUGUAUUUGUUAUUAUUGAUAUUUAA
Strongyloides ratti is the source of this 483-nucleotide messenger RNA. RefSeq names its product Protein archease. Gene Ontology annotation, cellular component: tRNA-splicing ligase complex. Gene Ontology annotation, biological process: tRNA splicing, via endonucleolytic cleavage and ligation. The record is from RefSeq and is a predicted model, not a curated record. NCBI's taxonomy places the organism in Eukaryota, Metazoa, Nematoda, Chromadorea, Rhabditida, Strongyloididae. The coding region runs from base 1 to 483 and encodes 160 amino acids. The transcript has a single exon.